Helicoverpa zea (corn earworm) is the source of this 1043-nucleotide messenger RNA. RefSeq names its product protein ABHD11-like. Lineage: Eukaryota; Metazoa; Arthropoda; Insecta; Lepidoptera; Noctuidae. Gene Ontology annotation, molecular function: catalytic activity. The record is from RefSeq and is a predicted model, not a curated record. The coding region runs from base 1 to 939 and encodes 312 amino acids. Gene Ontology annotation, cellular component: mitochondrion. The transcript has 3 exons.
AUGGAUGUCCUAAACAAAAUCAGUAAAGUGAGAGUUAUACCACACACUGGCUUAAAAAGCCUGGUUUUGGGUGUUACCCAAAUCCGAAACAAAACAAGGCCAGUGAAUUCAGCAUAUAAAAUUCACGGUCCCAGUCCGACGUCCAGCAGUGUACCGAUCUUCGUGCUUCAUGACUGUCUCGGGUCCAAAAAGAAUUGGGAGAGCAUAUGUCAGAAGAUGGCCGGUAACACGAACAUGACGGUCGUCGCUGUGGAUGCUCGUAACCAUGGCGACAGUCCCUAUGACCUCUCACAUGGCUACUAUGACCUAGCUGAAGAUAUGUCCAUCCUAAUAAAGAAGUUCGCUGUCGACAAAUGUAUUUUUGUUGGCCACAGCAUGGGAGGCAGGACGGCCAUGCUGUAUGCUUUGAAUGAGCCAUCUAAGGUAGCAAGUUUGAUCGUAGUAGAUGCCUCGCCGGUAUCCAUGCCAAACGGCUUAGCAGACUUCUACCCAAAGACCAUCGAUGUUUUGUCCAAAAUCGAAUUUAAAGACAUCGAUUUAAACAAAGCUAAACUAGCUGCUAGAAACAAAAUCCUUGAAUCUGGAUUGUUCCAAAAUGAGUUGGAUCUGCAACUUAUUCUUAUGAAUAUAAGUCAAUUGAAAGAUGCAAAAUUAGGAUUUAAAUACAAUCUUGAAGCUUUGAAGAAUAAUAUAUCUAAAAUCGUGUCAUUCCCAACGGUGCCUGACAAACAAUAUUUUGGACCUACGCUAUUCCUGGGCGGCCAGCUGUCAUACGCACUCCCACCGGACGACAUGGCUGGGAUCCACCAGUUAUUUCCGAAUGCUCAUCUGUUCUACAUCCAGGGCGCUGGACAUAAUGUGCACGCGCAUAACCCCAACGCAUUCUAUGACACAGUCAUGCAAUUCUUGUACUACAACGCAUUGAUGCAAACUGCCUAGCAUGUGCCACGUCUGAAAAGUUUCACUGUUCCCGUAAAGAAUUGUCCAAGUAUUUACAUAUUUAAGAAAAAUAUAAUUUAACGACGUUGUAAGUACAAUGAAUC